Messenger RNA from Striga hermonthica, 2946 nucleotides. NCBI's taxonomy places the organism in Eukaryota, Viridiplantae, Streptophyta, Magnoliopsida, Lamiales, Orobanchaceae. The record is from the annotation of a GenBank genome assembly.
AUGGCUUGCAGUACCUCAGGUGAGCCUGAUACGAAGCUUUCUAAGGAGGAGCUUUGGAAAGAACUGCAAAAUGCACAUAGGCUUCUUCAGGAGCAAAUAAUUUUACCAAAUGUUCUGGCUAGUCAAGGUGCAGAAUCUCUCACGGGUCAAGAUACAACUGCUAAUGCUUUUCAUAUAGAGCAAGAACUUAGGAAUUCAAGGAAGAUGCAAAAGAAGCUGGAGGAUCAAAUCAGGAAGACUAUGAGGAAGCAUGGUGAGGAAAGAAGAUAUAUUGCAGUGAUGCCUCCUGAUGAGGUUGUCAAGGGCUAUCCAGAUAUUGAGCUUAAGUGGAUGUUUGGAAAGAAAGAGGUAGCAGUUCCAAGAGCUGUGAGCCUCCACUUACUUCACGGUUGGAAAAAAUGGCGAGAAGAUGUUAAGAUGGACCUUAAACAGAGUCUCUUGGGAGAUUCUGAACUAGGUAAAAAGUACAUCGCUGACAGACAGGAACGCAUUCUGCGGGAUCGGGAUAGAGUGACAGCCAGGACUUGGUAUAAUGAACAAAGGAAUAGGUGGGAGUUGGACCCAAUAGCUGUUCCUUAUGCUAUCUCCAGGAAACUCGUGGAAGGUGCUCGAAUAAGGCAUGAUUGGGCUGCCAUGUAUGUUAUGCUUAAGGGGGAUGACAACGAAUAUUAUGUUGAUAUUUGUGAAUUUGAAAUGCUGUUUGAAGAUUUUGGUGGUUUUGAUGCAUUGUAUAUGAGAAUGCUUGGGGCUAACAUUCCCACCGCAGUUCAGCUUAUGUGGAUUCCCUUCUCCGAAUUGGACUUCAGGCAGCAGUUUAUCCUUUCAUUGGAAUUUUGUCGUCAGUGCUUUACUUUGUUGUGGAACAGCCCUAUAGUGUUAAACCCAAGAAAAUGGGCAUUUGAAGAAUUUAGAAAUAUUAAUGAGGAUAUAAUGGUGAUGAUUGUUUUCCCUCUUGUGGAGUUUGUUACUUAUGAGGUGAGGAUGCGCUUGGGAAUGGCUUGGCCAGAAUAUUCCCAUGUAUCUAUUGGCCCAUCAUGGUACUUGAAUUGGCAAUAUGAGGCUGAAACAAGCUUUACAUCAAGGAAAAAAGAUGUGUUUUUGUGGCAUUUAUGGUUUCUGGUCAAAACUGCCAUCUAUGGGUAUGUGAUGUAUCAUGUUUUCCGGUUUAUGAGGAGAAAAGUUCCAAGAGUUCUUGGUGCUCUUGGUUCUGGGAAUUCAAGAAGAGAUUCCAUCUUAAGAAUGCUGUGGAGAGUGAAAUUUUACCGUAGAAUGAAGAAAAUGGCUAAAAGAAAGAAACUAAAAGGUGGCGUUGAUCCUAUAAGCACCGCUUUUGAUCGUAUGAAGAGGAUAAAAGAUCCUCCCAUACGGUUGAAAGAUUUUACAAAUAUUGAACCUAUGAGAGAAGAAAUAAAUGAAGUUGUGGCAUUUCUACAAAAUCCCCAUGCAUUUCAAGAUAUGGGAGCUCGUGCACCACGGGGUGUUCUUAUUGUUGGCGAGGAUGGAACAGGUAAAAAAUCCUUGGCAAUGGCUAUAGCAGCAGAAGCUAAGGUUCCGUUAGUUCAAAUAAAAGCAAAGCAGCUGGAAACUGAUCGUAUGGCGGGCCAAAGUGCAUCAAACGUCAGAGAACUGUUCCAAAUAGCACGAGAUCUGGCUCCUGUUAUUAUAUUUGUGGAAGACUUUGACCAAUUUGCUGGUGUCCGCGGAAAGUUCAUUCACACUAAAAAGCAGGAUCACGAGUCUUUCAUCAAUCAACUUCUCGUGGAACUUGAUGGGUUUGAGAAACAAGAUGGUGUGGUUUUGAUGGCUACCACUCAACAUCUUAACCAAAUUGAUGAGGCUUUACAGCGUCCUGGCAGAAUGGAUAGAAUAUUUUGUCUCCAACAACCAAUUCAAGCAGAAAGGGAGAGAAUAUUACGUAUUGCUGCAAAAGAAACGAUGGAUGAGGAUCUCGUUGACUUUGUUGAUUGGCAAAAGGUUGCUGAAAAGACUGCUUUUCUUCUCCCGGUAGAGUUAAAAUAUGUCCCAUUGUCCUUGGAAGGUAAUGCAUUCAGAUCGAAGUUUGUUGACACGGAUGAACUUAUGAGCUACUGCAGUUGGUUUGCUACUUUCAGUCCUGUAGUUCCUAAAUGGGUGUGGAAAACCAAACCUGCGAAGAAAAUAAGCAAGAUGCUUGUGGAUCAUCUUGGCUUGACAUUGACAAAAGAGGAUCUGCAGAAUGUUGUCGAGUUGAUGGAACCAUAUGGUCAAAUAAGAAAUGGCAUAGAAAUGCUGAGCCCACCUCUUAAUUGGACUAGGGAAACAAAAUUUCCCCAUGCCGUUUGGGCUGCUGGUCGUGGUCUCAUGGCUCAUCUGUUACCCAACUUUGAUGUUGUUGAAUAUCUGUGGCUUGAAUCUUCUAGUUGGGAGGGAAUUGCAUUCAGCAAGAUUACGAAGGCUAGGAAUGAAGGUUCGCCUUAUGGGAAUGUUGAAACAAGAGCUUAUCUUGAAAAGAAGCUCGUGUUUACCUUUGGCUCGUACGUGGCGUCAGGGCUACUACUUCCCAUUGGGGAAGAAAGUAUUCUUCCUUGUUUAGAGUUGAAGGAUGCCCGGGAGAUAGCUACUAGGAUGGUUAUGCAGUAUGGGUGGGGUCCUGAUGAUAGUCCGACAAUCUACCACCAUGGAAAUGCGACUACAACUCUGAGUAUGGGAGACAACUUUGAAUAUGAGAUGGCUGCUAGAGUUGAAAUGCAAUAUCAGACUUUCGGCAAAAUAGAUCAAUCGGACCUUUCAACUCAGCAGCAUUCUUUCUCGGAGGUGGUAAAAGAGUGUCAUCAUCUUCGUCACAAAUUGAAACAUAAUUGGUAUCACCGAUAUCUGUUUUUACCUCCACAUAAGCUCAAGUUCUUCUCGGACUUCCGCCUGAAAUAUUUUGCUUGCUGCAACAUCGCCUCUUUUCCCAUCAAAUAG